Eriocheir sinensis (Chinese mitten crab) is the source of this 2794-nucleotide messenger RNA. RefSeq names its product sorting nexin-24-like. The record is from RefSeq and is a predicted model, not a curated record. Gene Ontology annotation, molecular function: phosphatidylinositol phosphate binding; transmembrane transporter activity. Gene Ontology annotation, biological process: transmembrane transport. The transcript is spliced from 4 exons. Gene Ontology annotation, cellular component: membrane. NCBI's taxonomy places the organism in Eukaryota, Metazoa, Arthropoda, Malacostraca, Decapoda, Varunidae. Bases 906 to 2183 code for a protein of 425 amino acids.
GGCCGAGGCAGGGGGGGACGAUGAUCCGACGAUCAGCUGUGCAGGCUGCGGAUUGUGCAGAGGGGCGGGGCGGCACCACACGGCAGGAACGCGUGGCACACGGCUGGCACCAAUAGGUCCCGUAGAUAGCGCCACAGUGUGUUCAGUGGCCGAGGAGACGAGAACACGGGAGGACACGCUAUCCCUGCACCAGCUGUCCAUGGGGAGGGGACGAGCCAGCCACAGCCACCCGUUCCUUUGUGUUACGUCUGAGGGAUGAUCCGUGCUUACAUUCCCCGCUACCGCCAAGUGGAGGGUGAGGGUGGCCGCAGCCAUUACGUAUACCUGCUUGAGGUGUGCUACGUGGGGCGCGUUCACAAGUUGGAAAAACGCUAUUCUGCCUUCCACAGUUUAUAUAAAGAGCUUCGCAGACUGUACCCAACAGUGGAAUUUCCACCCAAGCGUCUACGCAACACUACACCCAAGGUGCUGGAGGCACGACGCGCAGGGUUAGAACACUGGCUGCACUCUGCCCUGGCUCUGCACCCUACUCCUCCUGCCCUCCUAGCCUUCCUGCAAGUCCACAAUUACCAGCCACCCGUGCCAGAGUGUGAGGACAGUGGCUACGAGGGCAGUCCCGAGCACCAGCCAGUGUUGGUGUAUUCGCGAGACCCGUAUCUGCCUGUUCACUCCGCCCGUACCUCCACUUCUCGUACCCUGCCCAGCACAGUGACCAAAGGUGUCCUCACUGCCCUCUACGACCAAGACUUUCGCAUGCCCUCUUGAGUCACAGGGAAGGUAGUCCCAUCCGCAUCUGCAUUAUCUUGUGGCUUCUCUGUUGUGUACUUUGUUUUGCUUCAGUGAGGGUGUCAGUGGAUGGGGACCAUCUUCAAAUAGUCUUCACAAGUGAGGAUCUUGACGGCGUGAUGGAGGCAGCGCAGCGACUAAAGAUCUGGCAGUGGGUUAUGUUUGGGAUCAUUUGGCUUGCUUAUGGUUCCACCUACCUGCUUAGAAAGCCUCUGGGAGUAGUCAAGAAUGACUUACAGAAAGCUUUGGAUAUCAGCGUAGUAGGCCUGGGAUGGGUGGACACGGCCCUCUUGCUACCUUAUGCCGGGGUAUCCCUUGUGUUUGGCUCCAUUGGGGAUCGUCUAGGACCUCGAGUCACACUUGGUGGUGGUCUUGUCAUUGCUUCUAUUGCCACAGUGUGUAUAUCGGUAUGUGAAUCAUAUCUCACUCUGCUGGCACUGCUAGCUGUUAGUGGGGCCAGCCAGGCACUCUGCUGGCCAGCCAGCUGUGCCAUGUUGGCCCGCUGGUUUUCUGAUGCCGCACGGAACACUGUGUUUGGGAUGUUUGGUACAUGCUGCUUUGUGUUCGGCAUGGCCGGCACCACCCUGGCUGUCUACUUACAGAAUACCUAUGGAUGGCGUGACGUGUUUGUACACCCGUCCCUAUUUGUGGCCGCUUUGGGCUUCCUGGUGCUCAUUAUGGGGCGGGACCCAGGAGAAAGGAGUUUGAUCGUGCCAGGUCGGGUCACUGUUCCCACGAAGACCAGCAGCGAGGUUAGCUUGUCUUUCCUGUCCCUGUGGCGGCUGUCAUCUGUACCCGAGGUGUCUUUGGCCAUGUUCUGUGUCAAGAGUGUGCGUUAUGCUCUCAUGUUCUGGUUGCCGCUUUACCUGCUCCAUUCCCUUAAUUACUCUCAGGUCACAGCUGGGCUGGUCUCCACUGCCUUCGAGGUGGGCGGCACCCUGGGCAGCGCCUUUGUGGGGGUGGUAGUGGAUCGUUGUAUGGGUGGGCGGGCCAUCCUUACCAGCGCCAUAGCAAUAUCUGCCUCUGCUCUUUCACUGUUAGCCUUUGUAAUUCUGGCACCGUUGGGCAUUUUGUUCCAGGUUAUUUUCCUAGGUCUGGCCGGAGCUUUCAACUGUGGUCCAGAUAUCCUGCUUGCUGGCUCUGUUGCUGCAGACCUGGGAGAGCGCGUCGGUGCAGCGACAGCUGUGACUGGUGUAGUAAAUGGCAUGGGCUCAUUGGGGACUGUGCUGGAGGGCCCUCUGGUGAGUCUGGUGGCUGCUGAGCUGGGUUGGGGUGCCAUGAUCCCUCUCAUGGUAAUUUUGUCAGCCUUAGGGGCGGUAGCCGCUUUCAAGGCAAGUGUCAUCCAUGCCCGUGGUGAGGGGGGUUGGGUGCAGGUGUCUCCUGUGGAGGAUGCCUAGAGGCCUCAUAGUAAGGACAUAUUUUGGGUACACAGCUGGUGCACCUGUAAGAAGGGAAGAUAACCAGUUACUGUUGUGAUUCAAAGCCAAGUCCAUGAGGCAGUGAUUCAGGAAAUAACAGUAUUUUUCCCGAUUGAAUGUACAACAGCGUCAACAGUGUACCAUUGUGCUCGUCUGUUGAGAGAGAGAGCGAGAGAGAGAGAGAGAGAGAGAGAGAGAGAGAGAGAGAGAGAGAGAGAGAGAGAGAGAGAGACAGAGAGAGAGAGCACUGAUCUGAUCAGACGCACUGCUUUCUGCUCCAUGUGCAUGUGUCCGUGUGUGUGCCGACUGCCAUGACACAUGAGUUCAAAGCACUCAAGACUGACAUUGUUUUGUAUCUGAUUUGUUAUUCAUAAUGAUUUUAGAUAUUUAAGACUAAUUGUAAUAUAUUUGUAUCAGUUGAUGUACAAGUAUUUUUAAUUGAAAAAUAAUUAUGUGCAACUUGGGUAGUAACACUAAGGAUGUUUCUCGCAGCACAAAUUUUAUUUUUCUUCCUAGUGAAUAAAAUAUACCAAAGAUGAAAGUCGUGGUUGGUUCGUGAUCAAUUCUAAUAAAAGCGAAGCUUGAAUACA